GAAAAUACUUGUAAUUAUCAUUUAUACAUCUGUUAACAUAUGAGAUAGUUUAUUGUUGCCUUUAUUACAGUUUGUUAUGCAAAAACAUUUUUGAUAGAAUCCAAGAGUGCAUUAAGAAAAAAAAUUAAAUCUUCAGAAUCCAUUGAAAAUGUUACCAGUUGCUGAAGAAUAAUCAAAUUCCAGAUUGUCAUUUUGAUUUCGCGUUCACAUCAGGUAAACGAACGAGCAUUUUUGGAUUUUGCAGUAUCUUAAGACAGGGUAACCAUGAAUAAGUCGGACUUCAGCUUGGAAAGGGUCGACGAUGAUGCCAAGUCAGAAGAACUAUCUCUAGCUGAGAGUCAAGAAGAUAAACAAGCCCAACCACCAAAGCCUCCUAGCCAGAAACUGCAGAUGAUGCUAGAUGCUUUGCCGGACGAUGAUGACCAUUAUGCUAAUUAUGACUUCUACUCUCCACAACGAAGCAUAUCAAGUGCCCCAUCGAAUGAAGACCAAGAGGUCGAAGAAACUGAUGAGCUUGUUUCAACCACCAGCUAUUCAACACUGUUGAAAAGUUCAAGUAGUAAAAACCUGUCAUCUAAUCGCAAAAAGAGUCUUUCAAGGAGGGAUGGAAAGAAAAAUGAAUUCCACGAUGAAGAACGAUAUCUUCUUAAUCUGGAUGAUUUCAUUUAUAAACCAAAAGUGAAUGGUAAAAUCAUGCAACUUGAUUCAAUGGAACUUCAACACUCGUAUGGUUAUGAUUGUGUGAGCAGUCUCAAUCUUUGUGUUGCCGAUAAAAAAACACUAUUGUACCACUGCGGACAUAUAAUUCACAUGAUGAACCCUUAUUCGAAAGAAAUGUCAUUUAGAAGGUCUUCAGGCAAAGAUGGAAUAUCUUUUAUAGCUAAAAAUCCAGUCGGCUAUGAGAUAGCGAUCGCAGAAAAGGGCAACUUUCCAGAUAUCGUGUGUUACACUUGGCCGGAUUUUAAUAUAAUAUCUGUACUCAGAGGGGGCGCGAAAUAUUCUUUUGCCGGCCUCGACUUCAGCGCCUGCGGUGAACUUAUGGUAUCACAAUCAAGCGAACCUGAUUAUCUUCUUACAAUAUGGAAAUGGAAAGAGCAACAGGUUUAUCUCAGUGUCAAAGCGAAUAAUCAACGCGUUUAUAAAACAGCAUUUUCCCCGUUGGACAAUUCUAUUCUUCUCUGUUGCGGCCUAAAUCAUCUGAAGUUUUGGAAUAUUGAAUCUACAUUCACAGGGAUGAAAAUAAAAGGCGCUUAUGGUAAAUUUGGUCCUGCUGAUAUCUGCAAUAUUUCCACAUUCAUCAUAAAUAAGGACAAUAAGAUUUUUUCCAAUUGUCCUUGGGGUAAUAUGUUUUUCUGGGAUGGCACUACUGUAAAAUUUGAAAUAUCAAGAAAGGAAAUGCAACCAGCACAUGAUGGUAUAAUCACUUUUUUUCACUUUGACCCAAAAGAAAACAACGUCUUUACAGCAGGCAUGGAUGGUAAAAUAAGAGUUUGGGAUUAUGAAAAAAUGUUAAAUGCAUGGCCGCAUAACAAGCCAUUUCAAAUGCAACCGUCGUUUGAAAGAGAAAUAAUCGACAGCGAUGGAAAAACUGCUUGUCCUGUUCAGCUUCUCCCAAAGGUUGGAGUUGAAGAUGACCAUCAUUUUUUCUUACAGGAUAAGAAUGGUGGGAUUUGGAUGAUUGAUUUAUCGCUUAGUGCCAAUGCAGACCCUUGGACCAAAAUUCUGGAAACGCAUGCUGGACCCAUUUCUGGUUUAGCGCCCUCUCCCAUUGGCCAUUAUUUCGCCACGUUGGGAAUCGAUGGUAAAUUGCUGAUUCAGAACAACGACAAAAAGAAGAUUGUACUUACCAAAACUUUCCCACUCAAAGGAACAGCUCUACUUUGGCUGCCAUUAGAGAUCGAUCCAACUGCAUGUGUGCUUAUACUUGGAUUUUCGGAUGGAACGAUAAGAGUCGUAGUUGUAUGUAUCAAGGCAAAAGAAUUUAAUAGCGAAGAGAAAGUUAUGGAGUAUGUUUAUGUCAUACAGGCACUUAAACCUCAUAAAAGAUCAAUUUCAUGUUUGGUUGCGAAAACAAAAUAUGGUCACCAUCAUGUGCUUUCUGGGAGUGUCGAUGGCACCGUGUUUAUAUAUGAAGUUCUUCCUUAUUAUAAUUUUUGCCAGUUAAAGCCGUUGGGUUUUAUAAAAAUGCCAGGUCCGGUCACUCACAUUGAGUUAAAAAGAGCUAAGGAUGUAUUCGUGUUCCUCGUAAGCACGUCUGUGGGGACAGUGUCCGAAGUGCUAGUUUCUGAUAAAAUACUCAAUGACCCUAUAGAAAAAGACACAUACCUCCUGAAGGUCAAAUACAAAACGACUAAUUUCAAAAGUGUUAAAGGUUGUAUUUUAAGGAAUCUCGUACGAGAAGGGAUAAGGAAAAGGCAAGAGGACAAAUUAGAAAAGAAAAAAGAAGAACUCGCAAGACUCCUUGAAACAAAUCCAGGCUUUAUUAUCGACGAAGAAGCUUUCCUAGCUGAUACUGAAAAAUAUGAGGAUUUGCCAGACGUUUACGUACCUGUGGGAAAGACUCGAAUUAAUUUUGCAAAAUAUAUAGAUAAAUCUGUAUGGAUAUCACCUGAAGGAUACGAUGCAGGUUUUUUUUACGAAUAUAAUAUUGGUGAAUCAUGGCCGAAUCGUGUGCUCGAUAUUCCAGGGACAGAUCGCAAACUCGCCAUCCAUACUUGUAUUAGCAUAUUUAAUAACAAGUAUUUAUUAAUGGGUAUGAGCAAUGGUUGCAUUCGUUUAGUCAAAACACACCAAUCCGACCCGGCCAACUUGUCGGAUUAUUUAGAGAUUGGAAUGCAUGUGACAACCGGGCAAAGAAUAACACAUCUCGCCGUCUCUUGCGACAACACGAUUGCAUACUCUUGCGGAACCGAUGGCGGGAUAUUCUCUUACGCUUUCAACCUCCCUGUCGAACAGAAAGAAAUGACGAAAAAAAAAUUACCAGGGAUCGGACCGUUGCCGACUUUUGGAAUCUCCGGGAUAAUAAGCCCCAACGAGCCAUCACUCGAAGAGCAAAAAGCAGCAUUAAGGGAGGAAAAGAAAAAAUUAAUAUCAGAAACAAUUAAGAUGGAAAUGAAAGAAAAAAUCAACGAACUGGCCGACAAAUAUGAAGAACUUAUUGAAAGGAAUAAGAAACUUCCAGAGUCAAAGCGGUUGUCAAAAGAAACAUUCAUCAUCAGCCAACAAGUUGAUCAAUCAAUCAUAGAGAAAUACAACCAAGAGAUAGACGAUUUCAAGAAGAAGCAUGAAUUUGAAUUUCAAAAAGCAAAAGUGUUAAGAAACAAAAUGUAUAAUGCUUGUGUCAAACCUAUCAAAACAUUCCCUAUUUACCAAUUUGGGAUAAGGGCACCGGUAUCGGUCUGUACUUUCCGAGAAGUAAAGCUUACACCAGAAUUUAUAGAAGCUGAGAGGAUAACCAAGGCUCACUUGGAUGAUCAGGAAAGAAGAGGCAGAGCGGUUGCUAAAAAAUUAAAAGAUGUGGCGAAAAAAAUUCAGAAAAAGGCAAAAAAGCCCCAAAAGCAAUGUACAGAUAUGCUCGCCGUGAUCGACAGAGUUGGUCAGAAGCUAUUCGAAAAUGGUCAAAUGUCAAGGGCAAAUUUGCAACUUUUAAACAGAAUAACUGAGUCGAGAAGAGAAAGAAGGAGUAUCCAUGAACAUAUUAGUGAAUUAAAUGAAAUGAAAGAAAAACACGGCAAGAAGAAUUAUCUUCUUCCUGAUCUGGGAGGAAAUCACGCUAAUGCACAAUACAUGCUAAAAUUGAAUCCAGAAUAUAGAACACCGAAGGAACACAGAAAGACACUCUAUGAACAAUACUGGCUCGUUCUUAAGGCCAGGAGAGAUCUGUACAAUAUUAAAAUGGAGUUCAACUCAAAAGUCAAGCAAUUGAGAAAUGAAAAGUUUAAUAUUUUACGAGAGUUCCAAAUUUUAAAAGGAAAUCUUGAUUACAUGUCGCAGGAAUGUUGUGUAGAUGAUAUAAUUUUACCUAGGACUCCAAACUUCAACACCGAAUUAGAAUUCCCUGAAAAGCUUUUUAUGAAUACACCACCUCAUUGUAUUCUUGACGACCCGCUUCCACCGAUCUCUCAGGAAUUGGAGGAAGAACGUAAAAAUUUAUACGGAGAUAAUUCCAACCUUCAUGAAAUUUACAAUGAGGCGGAAAAUGUGAAUAAAUACAUAAAUUACACAUGGUUACCCGGUAUGUUGUCAUACAAAGAUCACUUGACUUUGGCAAAGAUAUUUCCGGUUCAUCCUUGGAGAGCAGAUAUGAUUUACAAGCGUAACAUGAAAUUUCGAGAGAGAGUAAAUGCUAAAUCAUUAAGUUUAAUUAAUAAAAUUCAAGAGUAUGACAAGUCUUUAAAAAGUCUUUCAUACGAAAGGAUGGAAUAUGAAAAAAAGAUCAUAAAAACAAAAUUAGAACUUUAUUAUUUAAUUCAAGAACUUGAAAUAACAAGGGGAUUUAAUACAUUAGAAGUCGGUGUCAAGACAAAAGCGAGUGACAUGAUCAAAAUGAAACAUCUUACAUUAUUACAGAUUUCUAUAAGAAAAAAGAAAAUCAACCAAAAUAAUAUUAUAAUUGAAAAAAGCACUGCAAUUUCUAAUACAAUUGUGAAUCAGUUCCUUGAGGUGGUAAAAGACAAUAAAUACACCAAACAUCUGACUGAGGUGUUUAAAAAAAAAUACAAGCCUCCUAAAAAACGAAAUGAUGAUGAUGACUCCUCGUCUUCUAGUUCAUUUGAUGAGGAUUUUGAUGAUGAUGCAGAGGGAGACGACCUUCAGGUGGCCGUUGGAGGUGCAUAUCUGUUUGACGAGAAGAUCCGCCCUGAUGACUGCGAUCCUGAAAUUUUUGAAAAAACGUUUAGCCUUCGUGCUGAAAGGCAUGUAGAAGAAGCAAAGGUCAAUGAAGCACGUUCUCAAAAUCAAAAUUUCAUUAAAGACUUGGAAACACUAAGAAAAAAACUUCUAAUGGUUGAAACAAUACUAGCAAUAUUUAACUCACAAAUGGACAGUUUUUUGAAAUGCAAGCAAGAUGCGUGUAACAAAAUAUGGAAAGUUGUUGUUUUAAAGCCCUCUCAAAUCCAGCAUUACAACAAACACACAAAGUCUUUUCCACCUCUAAACCAGUGUGUGCUCAUAGGUGCCAAUACAAUUCGGAAGUUGAUAAGUAAGGCUGAAGAUUUGGAAAAGGAAACUCAAACAUUCAACAAGGGGAAGGAAAAAUGCAAAGAUCACAUUGUACGGCUGAGAAAAGACAUCGCCUACAUGAAGAGCCAAUGCCAGGAUUUGAAAAAUGAGAAAAAAGACGAGAUGGUGAAAAAGUUUGGGAUGCACGUAAACAUGAGUCAUCUCGAAGAAGUAAUUACAAGCUGGAUUAUCCAAGAAGCACAGCAAAAUUCAAACGUGGUUGAUCGCGUCAGAAAUUACAUGAAAGAUGCAUCGAUUAGAAGACAACAGAGACAAUUGUUAGAGGCGAAGAAAGAACAGACCAACCAGUAUCAUGAGCUAUACUCAAUUCAAGAGGAAAGAAAUAAAAUCACUGCACGCAUAUUAAAUAUGCAGCAGACGCAAAAAGAGCUACUACAAUCCAGAAACAAUAGGAGGCGGCUGGACUUAGAAAGCUAUUUGAAGGAAUUGGAAAAAGAAGUAAUUUGUCAAAUGGCAUACAAAGAAUAUCUCUUGAACCAAAUCAGUGCCCUGAAGUUUAAACAGCAACCGAAUAUCUUAUCCAAGAUAGAGAAGAAGCCCUACCAGCAAAAAGCCAUCGCGAGCUCUAUUUCUACUGCAACUGCGAUGCAAAAUAUUGUUUCGGAUCUCGUAAGAAAGGUGAUUCCUUCUAUAACUGAAACAGAAACACCGACAGAAGAGUAUCAAGAAGAAGAAGAUUUGAAAGAAUUGGAAGAAGUUUCCACUGAGGAAUCAGGUGCUCUUCCUGAAAGCAAGGAAGAAGAAGAAUUAAGCCCAGGCGGGUUUGCCGUUGAAAUUAUCAAGGAUGCCAUAAAAGGCGUGAUUCACUCAAAAUCUGACAUUAAGGCCGAGGAAUUAACGGACCAAAAAGAAUUAACUUCAGAAGGAUCUGAUCGAUUUUUAAAGGUGUCAAAUCAAAGCAGAAAAAGCCUAGCUCUACAUCAAAGUGAAGAAGGCGCUUUAUCAAGCGAAGCCGUCACUACAAAGGAAACAAUGGGAAUUGUCAAAGAAACUGAAGGAAAACUUUCUAUUACGAAACUGAGCCCAGAACAAGAAGCUGAACAAGAUGAAGUGACAAUUUCAACAUACGAAUAUGAAUCUGGAUCAGGAUCUCUCGAACCAUCAAUCAUGUCACGCCAAGAAGACGAUGGUAGUUCUUCUGGUGAUCAACAGUCACAUUCAGACUCUGAGAAAUCAAAAAGUGUAAGAAGUCAACUGUAGAUUAUAUGUACACUUGCAUCAAGUAUUACUUCAAUGUACAUAA
Cimex lectularius (bed bug) is the source of this 6484-nucleotide messenger RNA. RefSeq lists its product as uncharacterized. The transcript has 29 exons. The record is from RefSeq and is a predicted model, not a curated record. Bases 265 to 6441 code for a protein of 2058 amino acids. NCBI's taxonomy places the organism in Eukaryota, Metazoa, Arthropoda, Insecta, Hemiptera, Cimicidae. Gene Ontology annotation, molecular function: protein binding.